CCGUUUUCUUGGGUUUGCAGCUGGAUCAGCUGGAUGAACGCGCGACUGCGCAGCAGCAAUAGUCUUGAGGGAAAAAAAUCUACUGAUUGUUAUUGGGAAUUUUUCUCUAAAAACGUUGGAUUAUACGCCUGAUUUUUCAUACAAGUUUAUACUUAAAGUAAUUCGAUUUCUGCUUUUCUAUUUUUUUAUGUUCUUCUGUGAGUCUAAACUUCGGACGAUUUGGAUAAAAAUAUUAAAAACAUCUGUUUGGGGAUUAUAUUCGCUUAGCACCCCGUCUUGGAUCACCUGUACAGGCGGCAGUGUGUGUACUGAAUCAGUGUCAGCAUCAGACUUCAGCUGGACAGACAAGCCUCCGGUGCCAACGCCUUUUCUGCCUCUCUCUCGGCUGGAAAACUUCAGCUCACACCGACCAAGGGCUCGUUUGACGGCGUUUCCCUUCGACUCAUGAGCUGCUGAAACUACAAUCCGACACUAAAGAAGUAGUUUGAGAGUGAAAAUGGGCUGCACGAUCAGCGCCGAGGACAAAGCUGCGGUGGAGAGGAGUAAAAUGAUUGAUAAAAACCUGCGGGAAGACAGAGAGAAAUCCUCCAGAGAAGUGAAACUGCUUCUGCUCGGUGCCGGGGAAUCUGGGAAAAGCACAAUAGUAAAGCAGAUGAAAAUUAUUCAUGAAGAUGGCUACUCAGAAGAGGAGUGCAAGCAGUACAAAGUGGUGGUGUACAGCAACACCAUCCAGUCCAUCAUGGCCAUCAUCAGGGCGAUGGGCCGGUUAAAGAUAGAUUUUGGGACACCUGCACGGGCGGACGAUGCUCGCCAGCUGUUUGUUCUGGCGAGCUCAGCUGAGGAAGGGGUAAUGUCGGCAGAGCUGACCGGCGUGAUUCAGAGACUGUGGAGAGAUGGCGGAGUUCAGACCUGCUUUGAUCGAUCACGAGAGUAUCAGCUCAACGACUCUGCUGCAUACUACCUGAAUGACCUGGACAGAAUCUGUCAGCCUGACUACAUCCCAUCUCAGCAGGAUGUGCUACGUACACGUGUAAAGACCACUGGCAUCGUGGAAACUCACUUCACCUUCAAAGAUCUCUACUUCAAGAUGUUUGAUGUUGGGGGUCAGCGCUCAGAGAGGAAGAAGUGGAUCCAUUGCUUUGAGGGAGUCACAUCUAUCAUUUUCUGCGUAGCACUCAGUGACUAUGACCUCGUCUUGGCUGAGGAUGAGGAGAUGAACCGGAUGCAUGAGAGCAUGAAGCUUUUUGACUCCAUCUGCAACAACAAGUGGUUCACACUUACCUCCAUCAUCCUCUUCCUCAACAAGAAGGACUUGUUUGAAGAGAAGAUCAACAGGAGUCCGCUCACUAUCUGCUACCCCGAUUACCCUGGUGGGCACUCAUACGAUGAGACUGCAGCCUAUAUCCAGUGCCAGUUUGAAGACUUAAACAAACGAAAGAACACCAAGGAGAUCUAUACCCAUUUCACCUGUGCCACGGACACAAAGAAUGUGCAGUUUGUGUUUGACGCUGUCACUGACAUCAUCAUCAAGAUCAACCUGACUGAGAUCGGGCUCUACUAAAGCUUCAGGCCCUGCAGGUGUCUGGAGCAGAAUCAGGACUUCUGGGCGGGUAUGUCUUGUUUUCAGAGGGUGAAUUGGAAAGUAGGUGUUACUAAGGACUGAGCUCGUGGCCACACAGCAUGCCGGACCUAAAUUCCACAAUUUGGGGACUUGAUACUACAAUUGCUUUUGUCUUAAUAGAUGUUACGAUGCAGAGCAUACUGGGAGGAAGUGAUAAGUGUGGAAGGCUUGUGAAAUUAUCACUGUGAGAUCUGUGGAGUCCUGUCAUAUUUACAGUAAGACCUUUGCAUCAUUCGGGGGCUGGCAGGAAAAGCCCCUCUGAUGUCUCUGACACAUUUAUACUUUGUCUGUAAUAUGUACAAGGACCAAAACAAAUCCAUCACUGCAUUUCCCAGUUUCACAGCUGUUCUGUAAAUUCGGUUCACUUUUUCUGUUGCAUCUUUUCUUAGCCUCUCUUAGCUUCUCACUUUUAUUGGAAUAAUUGCAUUUGAUUUUUGAGUUGCAGUUGUAUAGUAUUUCCACUUCUGGAUGUGUGAACGCAGUAACGUAUGUAUGGAGACAAGGUUUUGUUUGUGAGCAGUUUUGAUGUAUAUAACGUAACCUUUUGGGUCGGGGAUUAGUUAGCAAGCGUGUACUCUGUAGCAACACAGCUGUCUACACAGUUAAUUAUUAACUAGACAAGAUUGUAUUGAACAGUAUUUUUAUACAUGAAAAAUAUCACUGCAAAUCAAUUUUUAAAGGGAGAUCUUGAUUUCCCUGUGGGUUUUUAAAUAGUUUUAGAGUUUGGAAUAUGACUAAUAUUAUUCAAUAAGUGGAGGUCAAUAUAGAAUAUCCUUUUUUUUCAAGGUACAUUUUUUUAAUCCUAUGGAUAUCAGUGAAGAUAAAUGAACACAAUAAACAUAAAGUGGGAUAGUUUGAAAUAGCCAGAUGCUUUUUUUGCUUUUUCUUUGGUUGAAGCCAUCACAUAAUACUACCACUACUACUGCUACUACUACUACUACUUAUGAUAAUAAUAAUGAUAAGUCUAUAUAUAUCUGACAUACAGAGUCCUGUAGUGGAGCACAGUUACUUCCUGCACAGAGAAAACAUCCCUGAAGGUUCAAGUCUAGCUUUCUGUAGAUUGCAUUGAAGUUGUAUUGUUUUUUUAACAUCAUUAAAUGAUGGCACAAA
Etheostoma spectabile (orangethroat darter) is the source of this 2731-nucleotide messenger RNA. RefSeq names its product guanine nucleotide binding protein (G protein), alpha inhibiting activity polypeptide 3 (gene gnai3). Gene Ontology annotation, molecular function: G-protein beta/gamma-subunit complex binding; GTP binding; GTPase activity. The coding region runs from base 497 to 1561 and encodes 354 amino acids. The record is from RefSeq and is a predicted model, not a curated record. The transcript is spliced from 9 exons. NCBI's taxonomy places the organism in Eukaryota, Metazoa, Chordata, Actinopteri, Perciformes, Percidae. Gene Ontology annotation, biological process: adenylate cyclase-modulating G protein-coupled receptor signaling pathway; G protein-coupled dopamine receptor signaling pathway. Gene Ontology annotation, cellular component: heterotrimeric G-protein complex; cytoplasm.